GGAUCUCGCAAAAGAAGGGUUGGUAUAUGUACGUAUCUUUCUUGAUGGCACUGUUGUCGAGUAUUUAAUAAAAAGAGAAACAAUGACCUUUUAAAAGUCAAAAGAAAUGAGAAAGGCCCAAAAGAGGAAAACAUGUUCAUGCCAUCUCAUUCUUACAUCACUGACAAUGACCCAUUUGGCCGAUUCCUCUAAAUAGAGUAUACUUCUUAAUCUGUUUUUAUUUUUUUAUUUUUUAUGUAUUAUACAAGUGAUAUUGAGGGGAUGAUGAUUCAAAUACAAGAUUUUGAGUGAAAAUGUAAUUAUUUUGAACCACUUGAAUUACAAACAGCUUGUUGUUUCUAAUCUAUUUUUGUUUCUUAUUUAAGGUCAUAAUUAAAAAACCAAUUUGUUUUAACCUUUUUCACAAGCAGUCCCAAUUUUUGUUUUAUAUAAACCUCCCAAACUCGCCCUACAAAUUCAAAUCAAACCCUAUCAUAUUGGCCUAUAGCAACCCUUUUGAUAAUUCAGAGUCUCAUAUUUCAUAAUUCAGCGAUGGCUCACCACCAAAACGGCCAAAACAACACCCCAAAUGGCUUUAACCAAUCCAAAGUUGUAGUGGUCAUGGUGCCCUUGCCAGCACAAGGCCACCUCAACCAACUCCUCCACUUCUCCCGCCUCGUCUCCGCCCAGGACAUCCCCGUCCACUUUGUGGGCUCCCCCACCCACAACCGCCAAGCCAAGCUCCGAGUCCACGGUUGGGAUCGAGCCUCGGUCUCCAACAACGUCCAAUUCCACGACUUCCAAAUCCCUCCUUUCCCCUCCCCUCCUCCCAACCCCAAUGCAACAAACAAGUUCCCCUCUCAUCUCCAACCCUCCUUCGAAGCCACCACCCAUCUCCGCCAGCCCGUGGCGGAUCUCCUACGCCAACUGUCACCCAAAGCAAGAAGAGUCAUCGUCAUCCAUGACUCCAUGAUGGCCUCAGUCAUCCAAGAUGUUGCUUCCAUACCAAAUGGAGAGUCGUACACUUUCCACACUGUGUCUGCCUUUGCGUUAUUUUUGUACCUGUGUGAAGCGAUCGGACGGCCAGCAAUGCUCGAGGCGCUACACGUUGAGAUCCCAGAUGACACCCCAUCUCUUGAAGACUGCUUCACCAAUGAGUUCUUGGAUUUCAUUGCUGCACAAUAUAAGUGCCAAAAGCUGAACAACGCAGGGAACAUUUACAACACUAGUAGGACUAUUGAAGGACCUUACAUGGAUUUUCUGAAUAUGAUUGGAGAUCACCAGAAGCAUUGGGCUCUUGGGCCAUUCAACCCAAGUACAAUAUUGAAAUCUGGUAAUUCAAAUGGUGGCAGGAGGCACAGGUGUUUGGAUUGGUUGGAUAAACAAGCACCAAACUCAGUGAUCUAUGUGUCUUUUGGAACAACCACAGCCAUGAAAGAUGAGCAAAUUGCAGAGCUGGCAAUUGGGUUGGAGCAAAGCAACCAAAAGUUCAUUUGGGUACUGAGGGAUGCUGAUAAAGGUGACCUUUUCAGCAAUGAAGAGGAGAGAAGAGCUGAGCUGCCACAAGGGUAUGAAGAAAGAGUCAAAGGAAGGGGAUUGGUGGUGAGAGAUUGGGCCCCACAGUUGGAAAUCCUGGCCCACAAAUCAACUGGAAUGUUUGUGAGCCACUGUGGCUGGAACUCAUGCAUGGAGAGCAUCACCAUGGGGGUGCCCAUAGCUGCUUGGCCAAUGCACUCAGACCAACCGAGGAACACAGUUUUGAUCACAAGGCUGCUUAGGGUUGGUGUUGUGAUGAGGGAUUGGGCCCACAGGGAUGAGAUUUUGACAUCACUGAGUGUCAAAAAUGGUGUGGAGAAAUUUAUGGGAUCUAAAGAAGGGAAUGAGAUUAGGAAGAGGGCAGCAGAUUUGGGUGCUGCCGUCCGGCGGUCCAUGGUUGCAGGUGGAGCUUCUCACAUGGAAUUUUCUUCUUUCAUUGAUCAUAUCACCAGAUACUAGUUAAGCAAGUUAAUCUUUUCUUUUUUUUCCUGUAAAAUGGAAUUACUCUGGAGCUUCGUAGUCCUGGUAUUAUAAGAAUCCGAUUUUCACCCUC
Molecule: messenger RNA, 2068 nt
Organism: Prunus persica (peach)
Lineage: Eukaryota; Viridiplantae; Streptophyta; Magnoliopsida; Rosales; Rosaceae
Product: zeatin O-glucosyltransferase
Exons: 1
Coding region: 532-1974 (480 amino acids)
Molecular function (GO): UDP-glycosyltransferase activity
Source: RefSeq, a predicted model, not a curated record